CAGUAAAUUGAUUAGUUUCAAUUGUUGUAACUAUAGGAAGCUAUUAGUAGCGUAUGAGUGUGCGGUGGUUGUACAUUGGCAUUUAAAUAAUCAACUUGUACGGCAGUGACAGUGAAUUUGUUGGCAGUUCAUUUUGACAAUCGCUUCGUGAAAGUAGUGUGAAUUUCGCAGCUGUUUGUUUAUUUACAAUAAAAAAAUUGAAUUGUGUUAAAUUCCUCUUUAAACAUUAAUUAUCUUAUCAACCAAAGUAUUUACUUGUUAAAUACAAAAUUAAGUUUUAAAGUAUGUCGACGACAAAGUUUGUAAAUGAAUUUUGUGAAAUUAUCGAAACUUACGGCGGUCGAGAUAAGGUGAUGAAGGCACUAUGCUACAGCGCCAAACUCAUUGCCGGCUAUCAUGCCAGUCGCAAUCCGGAGUUAGCCAAACGCUAUGCCAUUACCAGCUCACGUAUUUCAGGUGCACGCGCCACACUCCGCCUCAUCGAUGACAUACCCAUGAUACAGUACGCCUUGGAGUAUGGUUUGGGCGAACAGGAACAAGAUCGUCUAAUGGCGGUGCUGGGCGUUACAGCGAAUAUUGUCGAUUUACUUUACUAUCCCAUAGAAAAAAUUUGUUGGCUGUCGGAACACAACAUUUUGGAUGUGAAAAACGCCGAUGCUUGGGAUGUGCUUAACUCAACGUUUUGGGUACUUUCCGUCUACCUGAAUUUGAUGAGAACCAUGCGCAAUUACUCGCUGAAUCAACAAAAGGUGGACGCGGCGAAUGUUGCUAACUCCCGUGUGGAUGAAAAAGUACUCAAAAAGCAUCGCCUGGAAUUGCUCUCCGUUCUACGACUCUCACUCGAUUUCACCCAUGCGGUCAGCACACUGCCCAAAGGCUAUCUUUGGGGCGGCAAGCUGUCUACAUUCCAAGUGGGCGCCAUCGGUACACUCUCAGCGGCUAUUGGCAUUUAUCAGCUAUUUGCCAAACGACGGUUAACUAAAUAAGUCAAGGCAGAGUUCCUAAAGGCAUACGUACACACAUGCCUACAUCCUUUGAAACAUAUCGCCUUAGCACCGCUAAUUUUUAUCUACGUUUUUGUUGAUUUUUAUAACCUCCAGUUUUACUUUAAUAAAUGUUUGUGUAUUUGUGAUUUGAAAGCCGCCCAAAGCAUAAAAGAAAUGCCUAAUGCCUAAUGCUUAAAGUAUGUAUGUAAUAUUUAUGUGAAAUCAAUGUAACUCAAGGCAAUCAAAGACAGCGCAAUAUUAUUGGCCUUCUUGAUCUUGUUUAAUGAUCGUGCAAUAGUUUUUCACUAUAUAAUGUUUAGUAUAAGAAGACAAAAUAUAUAUUAUAUGAUAAUAUAUUUGCGUAUAUAUUUAGUGAUACGAAUAAAUAAUACAUAUUUGCAUAAAAGAGAGAGAGAGAGGAAAAAAUUGAAAAAAAAAAUUUAAAAUUAUUUCUAUAAUAAUUUGUUAAAUUUAUCAUUUAACAAGAUGAACUUUAAGUUUGAAAAGCUCUAUGUUAUAUAUGAGGCAUUGCAUUGUUAAAACCAGACCAGACAUUUUUCAAGACGUUUUUUGGAAGAUUUAAUAAGCUAAUGUCCAUCUAGUUCCAGUUCCCAUCGAAAAUGACAAACCAGAUCUCGUUUGGAGACUUCGCAUGUGGACAACUUAGAUUUGUUAACGGUUCUACAGAAUGUGAAAUGGGUUAACUUGGUCAUUAAAACUCCUACAAUUGAUUGGAAAACUACUAAAUCGGAAUUUUGUAGAUUUCAAAGUCUAGUUUGUCGAAUAAGAAGACGAAGGAAUAUUGAAUAUAUUUGGUGUAUCGGCAUAAAGAUUGUUGAAUUAUACAUAAUACAGAGUGUGGAUAGGUCUCGAUUAUUAGACCUAAUCAUUGAAUCCGUUUCGAUCGAGAAAUUUUACGUUGAAAUCAUUGAAACAGUAUCGUAAAUAAAAUUUUCGACCUAAGUGAACUCACUUACCGAUUUGAUAAAAUAUAUUUCGCGGCUAAUAGAUGUCGCUAUCACGAAUUCAUUAAAUACCUAAAAUCGAAAAUUUUGAUCGUAAUCUAUCCGGAAAUCCGAAAUGAACUAUUUAGAAGUUUUUAUGUAAACAAUUAGUGAAGACGGAAUAAAUUAUAUAUUAAAUGGGUAUUUUAGAGACAAAAAAAUAAAUUUGAGGUGUAUAAAAGUGAUAUAAAAAGUUAAGUCUUCUCUCAACGAACAAGAAUCCAACUCUACAAGUCCCUCAACAUUCCCGUCCUACUUUAUGGUGCAGAAGCGUGGGCGAUGUCAACAUUCGAUGAGACGGCACUAAGAGUUUUCGAGAGAAAGGUUUUGCGGAAGAUAUACGGUCCCUUAAACAUUGGCAACGGCGAAUACCGCAGACGAUGGAAUGUUGAGCUAUAUGUGUUAUUCGACGACAUUGACAUAGUUCAGCGAAUAAAAAGACAGCCGGCUCGCUGGCUAGGUCAUGUUGUUCGAUCGUUCGAAGAAAGUGUUCCAGCUCUGAAAGUGUUCGAUGCAGUACCCGCUGGUGGAAGCCGAGGAAGAGGAAGACAUCCACUCCGUUGGAAGGAACAGUGAAGAAAGACCUGGCUUCAGUUGGUAUUACCAAUUGACGCCAAACUGCCGAAAGGAAGAAUGAAUGGCGCGCUGUUGGGGACUCGGCUAAAACCGCGUGAGCGGUGUCUACGUAAGUGUAAGAAGAAGAAGAUUUUCUCACACAGUUUUACGUUUUCACUUUGUGGAAAAGCAGUUUAUCGACGGAAUCAAUGAUAGCAUGACAAUUUUCGAUCGAAAAUUCUUAUCGUAUCAAAAACAUAUUCGAAAUUUGGUCUAUUCGAAUAUAUCAUGUAAUAAAAAUGGUUCUGAUACUUUCAUCAUCGUCAUACGAAGUGAGCUUCAGUUUAGAAUCUGCAUGGUUGAUGAAAUAAACUGAAUUUACGUUGAGUUUAAGAGGGUCAUCCCAUGUGAUGGGCUCAACAUUUUUAAUCAUAAGUUGCUUUCUUAACAUGUCUAGAAUACGGUGGUAAUGUGAUAUUAAAAAAAUCGAAGUUGUUUUGAAGUUAUAGCAGUUAGAAAAAGAAAUUGUCCAAAGCGCUCAGUUCGGAGCUGGAAACUUUUAACGCAUUUUUCUCAAAACUAUGUUUUUCAAGGUUUUCUUUAUAUGUAGAGGAUCUUUUAAAAAGUCUCAACGUUCCUUAGAUCCCACAAACUCAAAUAAAUAAAAUUCACACAUGUUUUUUUUUUUUUUGUUUUUCUUGUUUGGUUGUGAAUCCUUUAUUGGUAUACAUGCUCGUACAUUUCAAUUUCAAACUUAUAAUACAGGCGCAUAUGUAUAUUGUCAUACUCAAUUAAUUAUUAUAUCAUAUAUAUUUAUUUCAUAUAUGUAUAUGCAUGUAUAUAUGUAUGUAUGUAUAUUAGUUGUCUAUUUGCUUGCUUUGCCAUAGUGUUAUGCACUGUUUGUUGAUUACAAUUUUGCAAUAUUAAAUUUUCAAAUAACUGCAAUAAUUUACUUUAGAAUAUGUUAUGCUUUAAAUAUUUUUAUGCACUUGUUCUGUGAGAUUUGUGUUGCCGUGUCGGUGUGUGCUGCAGGUCUAUUGCUUUCGUUUUAAUUUCGCUACAUUUGUUUUUUGAUUUAAUGUUGCGUUGCUAUUGUUUGCUGUAAGCGGCUGAUUUAUUUGGUUGUCAGUUACUUUUUGAAAGUUUUUUUUUGAUUUAUUGCAUGUAUGUAUGUAUGUGAGGCUGUAAGUUCAUUUUAGCUCAGUGAUCGUACGCUUGCAAUACAUACAUAUAUUCUGUUUGGUUUGCGUAUAUUUGUAUAUAAUUAGCUAUUGUUGUUUAUAAUACUAUUACUUUCAACUAAGUUUUAAUUAUUUUCGUUAAAAUUGCCAUAAAUAUUGUA
This is a messenger RNA of Zeugodacus cucurbitae (melon fly), 3887 nucleotides long. It is a transcript of the gene Pex11c, whose product is annotated as peroxisomal membrane protein 11C. The record is from RefSeq and is a predicted model, not a curated record. Lineage: Eukaryota; Metazoa; Arthropoda; Insecta; Diptera; Tephritidae. Gene Ontology annotation, cellular component: peroxisomal membrane. Bases 285 to 986 code for a protein of 233 amino acids. Gene Ontology annotation, biological process: peroxisome fission. The transcript has 4 exons.